Messenger RNA from Blepharisma stoltei, 360 nucleotides. The record is from the annotation of a GenBank genome assembly. NCBI's taxonomy places the organism in Eukaryota, Ciliophora, Heterotrichea, Heterotrichida, Blepharismidae.
AUGUCGAACAAGUGGAAAUUCAAUACCUUUGACUGUAUGCAACACCCUGUUAUGUGCUUAUGGGCCUGGUGUGUCCCAUGUGGUGGUUGCUGCAUGCAAGCUGUGGACGCUCGAGAAUGCGACAAAGACAAUAAGAACGCAUGCUUGAUUGCGUGCCUUAUGAGCUGCUGCCUUGGAGUUUAUGGCGCUACUUUCAACAGGUAUCAAGUAAGGAACAAGCUACAACUCGAAGGAACUGUCCCUAUGGACUUCUUGUGCCAUUGCUGCUGUGGAUGCUGUUCAGUAGUCCAGGAAUGGCAACAAGUUAUGGACACCAAGCAUGGGAAGGCAAAAAUAAACAUCUGGGAAGUCGGAAAAUAA